AUGCCGGUCUUGGAGAUUCGCACCAACUUGAAAAAGGAACAAGUCCCUAACGGAUUUUUACUUAAAGCUGCCGAAACAAUUGCUCAGGUCACGGAUAAGCCAAUUGAGGUGAGAAUAAGGGCAAUUGUUGUACUAAAAAAGUACAUUUUGAACUAUUUAUGUAUGUCUUUCAUAAAUAUUAUAUUUACUCUAUUUUAAAACUGAAUACCCGUUAAAAUGAGAUCCAAAUUAUAGCGAGUGGCUUGUCACGUACAAACUGACCAAUUAAUGUCAUUUGGAGGCUCUGAAAGCCCUUGUGGAAGCGUUACAAUCCGUUCGAUCGGAAAUGUUAAGGAUCGGCUUGACAAAUUGGCUAAAGAAUUGACUGAUUUGAUUGUGAAAGAACUCGUCAUACCCAGUGAUAGGUAUGUAAAAGACUUUUUUUAUUGCGUUGGCUUCGAGAAAUUUUUCUGGCCAGGAAGAAUCAAAAUCACAUUUUUCUUGAGAAAGAACACGCUACAAAACUGCAGCUUUCAAUUGCAUGUAAUUACUAAUUUGAAUUAAGAUUCUACAUUCUGUUCCAAGAGCUUGGAGUAGAUGACGUUGCUCACAAGGGUCUCACCGUCCGCGAACUCCGCAAACAAAAUCCCCAAUAA
Molecule: messenger RNA, 635 nt
Organism: Bursaphelenchus xylophilus (pine wood nematode)
Lineage: Eukaryota; Metazoa; Nematoda; Chromadorea; Rhabditida; Aphelenchoididae
Source: the annotation of a GenBank genome assembly